AUUAUUAUUAGGUUUAAUAGCACUUUUAUUCAAAUAUGCAUGUUUUUUAGUGUAUUUCAUGUUUUUCAGGCAGAGAAUCUGUUCACAAACGUCAUCCCGCUGAAGAUCGUACAGCUGGACGCGCUACUCAAGGAUGAAGCGUUCAAUAUCAAAGACGUGUCCUCACUCAGAGCUCCCCUGGAAAUCCCCAUACCAGACCCUCCCGCUCCAGAGGACGAGGAAAUGGAGACAGAUGAUGGAGAUGAAAAGAAAAAGAAGAAAGCUCCAAAAUGUGGCUUCAUCAAGGGGAACGAGAAGAUUAUGAGCCUUUUGGAGAAAGUGAAACCAGAGAUUGUCGCCAUAAGGGAGACGAUGAUCACUGUCUCCUGCUGGAUUCAGCACCUCAUCCCCAAAAUAGAAGAUGGAAAUGAUUUCGGAGUCGCCAUCCAGGAGAAAGUUUUGGAGAGGAUCACUGCAGUUAGGACCAAAAUUGACGGUUUUCAGACCAACAUCAACAAGUACUUUACGGAAAGAGGAGACGCUGUUGCAAAAGCCUCCAAAGAGACUCAUGUGGUGAGUCUUUACAUGUUCCUCUCUUAAAGGACAAGUCUGGAGAAUUUUCUACAUUUUUAUGUCAACAAAUGUCACGAAAAUAACCAGAAUCACCAAUGACCCGAUCUGUCUAAUCAGCAUUAUACUAUAUAAUAAUAUCUCCAUAUUAGUGUCUCCAGUGUCUGAUUUAUGUUAUUUCUCUGUGC
Molecule: messenger RNA, 737 nt
Organism: Plectropomus leopardus (leopard coralgrouper)
Lineage: Eukaryota; Metazoa; Chordata; Actinopteri; Perciformes; Serranidae
Source: RefSeq, a predicted model, not a curated record